This is a messenger RNA of Olea europaea var. sylvestris, 1528 nucleotides long. RefSeq names its product AT-hook motif nuclear-localized protein 1-like. NCBI's taxonomy places the organism in Eukaryota, Viridiplantae, Streptophyta, Magnoliopsida, Lamiales, Oleaceae. The record is from RefSeq and is a predicted model, not a curated record. The coding region runs from base 315 to 1286 and encodes 323 amino acids. Gene Ontology annotation, molecular function: minor groove of adenine-thymine-rich DNA binding. The transcript has 5 exons.
CUCUCUUCUCAAUCUCACUGUUUUCUCCAAAAAAUCUCAUCUUUUUUCAAAAAAUUUCACAUUCAUCAAAAACACAUUCCUCUGGACUUCAUCAACAUUUUCGGCUUUUCCAAGGCUUGAACCGACUUGUAAGCGUUAAAGUUGAGAUCUUUUUUGGAUUCUUCAUCUGCGUUUUGGGUUUUAAGUUAUUUUCUGCUUUUUAUUGUUUUCUGCGUGAGUCUUUUGGUUUCAAAAAAUCUUGAAAAUUUUUGUAGGCUUUGUUCUCAACAGAUAGAUUGGAAGUGUUUUAGUUCUUGAAAGGUAGGGAAGUUACUAUGAGUAGCAGUGGAGUAACAAUGGAGGGAUCACAUGCUCGCUCAGACUACCAUGUGGCUCCAAGGACCAUAGAGAAUCCAAGCCAGGUGAGUGGAUCGGUACCACCACCACCUGUGACUGUGACGCCGUCGCAAGUGGGUUUCACUCCGCCUCCGGCCGAGGCUGCCGGGGUGGAUGGCGCUACCACUUGGAAGAAGAAGAGGGGCAGGCCUAGGAAAUAUGCCCUUGAUGGCUCUGUCACCAAAGUCAUGUCCCCUAAACCGAUUUCUUCCUCUGCUCCGCCACCUGUGGUUAGCUUCUAUGCCGCAGAGAAACGUGGAAAAACCAUUGCCCUGGGUUCGUCUAAGAAGACACAGAACUCUAGAAUAGAGUUGGAAAGUUUAGGUGAAUGGGUUUCGUGUUCUGUUGGUACUAAUUUUACACCUCAUAUUAUCACUGCUAAUGCUGGAGAGGAUGUUACUAUGAAGAUUAUAUCUUUCUCUCAGCAAGGGCCUUGGGCAAUAUGUGUUCUCUCUGCUAAUGGUGUGAUUUCAAGUGUAACUCUUCGUCAACCUGAUUCUUCUGGUGGUACAUUGACAUAUGAGGGUCGUUUUGAUAUACUGUCAUUGACUGGAUUGUUUAUGCCGUCCGACUCGGGGGGAAUGAGGAAUAGAUCUGGCGGAAUGAGUGUUUCAUUAGCAAGCCCAGAUGGUCGUGUUGUGGGCGGUGGAGUUGCUGGUUUAUUAGUUGCCACCGGUCCUGUGCAGAUUGUGGUGGGCAGUUUUCUGGCAGGGAACCAGCAUGAUCAGAAGACCAAGAAACACAAAGCAUGGUCCAAGACUGUUUCACCUACUGCUGCUGCUCCUAUCUCCACUACAGGAGUAGACGAUCCAUAUCGCACUUCCCCUUCUUUCCAUGCAGAUAACUUGUCAAUUCAUCCCGACACGAAGAAUAAGUCUGCUGACGUCCAUGUAGCUGUCACUGGCGAGUAACCUAAUAGAUAGCAUUGAUUGCACAAAAACAGUUUUUGCUGACUUCGUUUUGCAUCAGAUAUCUAUUAAUAACCCUUUUUAAUGAUCUUAGACUUCUUAGUACAUUUCUUGUCUGUAAAUGGCUUACAGGGUGCUUAUUACGGGCCCGGUUUGUGUAGUAACGUAGCUAGAUCAGCUUUUUCCAGCUGCUGUUUUGUUGUAGAAUUUUUGGAUACAUAUAAUUUAUGCCUUGAGUUGAUUUA